Molecule: messenger RNA, 595 nt
Organism: Paramecium sonneborni
Lineage: Eukaryota; Ciliophora; Oligohymenophorea; Peniculida; Parameciidae
Source: the annotation of a GenBank genome assembly
AUGAAUUCUGAUUUAAUAAAAAUAUUAAAUAAAUCAUCACAGAUGGCAUUCUAAUAAGACUAUGACUAUUUAUUCAAGAUUCUCCUGAUUGGAAAUUCAGCAGUCGGCAAGGUUAGAUACUUAAUAUAAUAUAUUAGAGUUCACUAUUGUUACGAUUUUCAGAUUAGAUUUUUAGUGAGUCUUUUCUUCCAACAAUUGGUGUAGAUUUCAAAAUUCGUACUUUUGACAUGUAAGGAAAAUCUGUAAAGAUGUAAAUUUGGGAUACAGCAGGAUAAGAGAGAUUCAAAACAAUAACAGCAUCGUAUUAUAAAGGAGCACAUGGAAUAAUUUUGACUUAUGAUAUUACAGACAAAUAAAGUUUUAAAGAUAUUGAGAAUUGGUUGGCAGGUAAUAAAUAUAUUUAAAAAUAAAAGAGGUUGAAAAACAUGCUUCUGAGAAUGUGGUUAGAUUAUUAGUAGGUAAUAAGGCUGAUUUAGAAAGCANUUUUAUUUCCUAAAAUGCAAACUAUCAUCAUAAAUUCUAGAAAUUGUUCAUCGAAAUUAAUAUAUAGACGUUGUAUUAAAUAAGAUUAAAAAAAUUAACAAGAUAAUAAUGA